Molecule: messenger RNA, 2547 nt
Organism: Humulus lupulus (European hop)
Lineage: Eukaryota; Viridiplantae; Streptophyta; Magnoliopsida; Rosales; Cannabaceae
Product: phosphatidylinositol 4-kinase gamma 3
Exons: 3
Coding region: 487-2256 (589 amino acids)
Molecular function (GO): protein binding
Source: RefSeq, a predicted model, not a curated record
AUGCCAUUUCCAACUAUCCAAAUUCAAACCUUCAUUCAAUUUCACUCUCUGUACCACUUUCUCUCUCUCAAGUUUUCUCUUUCUUUUCUCGGGAAAAAUGUAAGUGUUGUAGAAAAUUCCGGUUUCUCGGGAAAAUUUGGGAAGAAAGUACUGAAGAAAUCUUUUGCUUUGAUCGAUCGAAAAUUUCUUCCAUUGCCGAUUACUGGAAUUUUGUUUUGAAGAGUUUAGCUUCUUGUGGUUUUUCGUAUUCCAGAUUCUGGGAUGUUUUCUUUCAGCAAUCGAAAUUAGAUUUUUUGUUUCAAGUCAAGAACAUAAACCACCAAUUUUGGGUUCUCUCCAAUGCGAUUGACUACUGUAGAUUUGAUUGUUAAAAAACUUUUCCAGAAUGAAGCCGGAGACUACAUUUUAUGUACUUUUAGAGUUUGAGGUCUGUAGAUCGAUUGUGAUUAGUCACUAGGAUUGAUUGGUUUAGGAUUUGGAGGAUCAAUGAUGUCGAUUGCAAGAGUAGCUCUAACUCCAGGAUAUGAAGAGUCUUUGGAUUAUCCUGGUCAUUUCAGCGGUAGCAAUGACAUAAGCUCCACUGAGUCAAUCUUGAUUUACCUUACUGUUGCUGGUUCUGUGAUUCCCAUGCGUAUUAUGGAGUCUGAUUCUAUUGCGUCAGUGAAGCUUAGAAUCCAGGCUUUUAAAGGAUUUUUUGUAAAGAAACAAAAACUAGUGUUUGAAGGAAGAGAACUGGCUCGGAACAAUUCUUGUAUACGAGACUAUGGAGUGUCUGAUGGACAUAUGGUUCAUUUGAUGCUAAGGCUUUCAGAUCUGCAAGCUAUUACUGUUAGUACUGCAUGUGGGAAGGAGUUUGAGUUCCAUGUUGAGAGGAAUCGAAAUGUGGCUUAUGUAAAAGAGCAAAUUUCUAAGAAAGGGGAAGGGUUUCUAACUUUUAAAGAUCAAGAACUGUUAUGCAAUGGUGAGGAGCUUGAAGAUCAGAGACUCAUCAAUGAUAUUUGCAAAAAUAGCGGUGCCAUGAUUCACCUGCUGAUUAGGAAAUCUGCCAAAGUAACAGCCAACUCUAUUGGAAAGAAUUUUGAAGUGUCUAUUGAGGCAUCAGAUAUAGGUGAGAAGAGGUCUGAUUUAGUGAACAAAUUGAGCACAAAGUUUGCAAGGCAGCAGAUUGUAGAGAAAAACUCAUUACAGAGAGAUUUCCUUUUGGAACCUCUAAUUGUAAAUUCUGUUGUUGAACUGCCACUAAUUGAAGAGCUGCUUAACUCCACUUUUGAUGGGUUAGCAAAAGGGAAUGACCCCAUUCGGUCUUCAGAUGGGUGUGGAGGAGCUUAUUUCAUGCAAGAUUCAUCUGGUGUAAACUACGUAUCUGUUUUUAAGCCAAUUGAUGAAGAGCCAAUGGCUGCGAAGAACCCACGUGGUUUGCCCUUAUCUCUGGAUGGUGUAGGCUUGAAGAAAGGAACACGGGUGGGAGAAGGAGCAUUGAGGGAAGUUGCUGCAUACAUUUUGGAUCAUCCAAUGGAUGGACCUCGCACAUUGUACAAUGAGAAGGGAUUUGCUGGUGUGCCUCUCACUGUUAUGGUCAAGUGCUUGCAUAAAGGAUUCAAUCAUCCAGAUGGCUAUGAGUAUGGUCAUCCUAAGAAUGUAAAGAUUGGGUCCCUGCAGAUGUUUGUGAAGAAUGACGGAAGUUGUGAGGAUAUGGGUCCUCAGGCCUUCCCAGUGAACGAGGUUCAUAAAAUUUCUGUGUUGGACAUAAGAUUGGCAAAUGCAGAUAGGCAUGCUGGAAACAUACUGAUUCAGAAAGAUGGUGGAGGCCCGAUUGUGCUUAUUCCAAUUGAUCAUGGAUACUGCUUGCCCGAGAAUUUUGAAGAUUGCACUUUUGACUGGCUCUACUGGCCCCAAGCUCACCAACCUUACUCUCCUGACACAAUCAACUACAUCAAAUCGCUAGACGCAACGCGCGAUAUUGAACUUCUCAAGUCUCAUGGGUGGGAACUCCCGCCCGAGUGUGCUCGAAACCUUCGAAUCUCGACCAUGCUUCUGAAGAAAGGAGCGGAGAGAGGGCUGACUCCCUUUGCAAUUGGAAGCAUCAUGUGCAGGGAAACCUUAAAGAAGGAGUCUAUGAUCGAAGAGAUCAUUCAAGAGGCAAAUGAAGCUGAGCUCCCAGGAACUAGCGAAGAAGCAUUUCUGGAGACCAUUUCGUCGAUUAUGGAUAGAUGCCUUGACGAGUUAUCUAAAGAAGGCCACGUUGUUAAUACUUAGGCAUAUAUAUACGUAUAUAUACAUGACUAUGCUGUUGUUGUUUUUGUUGCUGGACAUUUGUUACUCUUAAGGGGCUUGUAGAGUUUAGUAUAUACUAAUAUGCUUUAUUAGUAUUCAUAACUUGACAACUUGUGCUGUGUCCCAGACUGGCAACCUUUAUUUUGGUCCAUGCAUAGUUCAGAGAACUUGAAAAUAAUAUACAAGGUGACCUAUAGGAAGUGCCUUUGAGCAUUUCUUGUCAAGUUUGCCAAGUAACACAAUAUAUAAUAUUGGAUUUGAUUUGAUUAUUUA